UGUUUCUUUUUUUUAAGAGAAGUUUAAAUUUUUGGUUGUGAUUGUAUUGAAAAUUUUUUGAAUUUCUGUGUUUAAAAUAAGUAUCAAAAACAAACAGUUCAAUAAAAGCAAAAAACCUAAAAUAAAAAGAAUUAUAAAAACAUAUAUAUUUGUAUAAAUAUAUACAUUAUAAGUGGCUGCCGUUGUAUAACAAAACAGCCAUCUAAAAAUGGCUGAAGAUUUAAUGGUAGUUUUAAGACGAAGUGAAAUAUCUGGCUUUGGAUUUUCAUUAUUGGGUGCACAUGGAUAUCCUCAUGUUAUUUAUGACAUAAUAGAAAAUUCUCCAGCAGCUGAGUGUGGCAAGGUAGAAGCUGGUGAUAUUAUUGUUAAAGUUAAUGGUACUGAUGUACAUCGUUAUACAACAAAGGAAGUUUUAAAAUGUUUACGGCUUUCUGACGAUUUAGUUACUUUAGAACUUAAAAGAGAUCCAAACAUAAAAGCUAAAAUUAAAGAAUAUUUAGCUCGCACAAGUCAUAAUAUACAUAAUUCGGAUAUAGAACCAUUGAACUUAAAUAUAUAUGAUAUUAAAUCAUCAUCAACAAAAACUCGUAUUAAGGACCAACAUCAACAACAGUCAUCAGAAAAUAUAAAUUUAUUAAAAAAAUCCCCAACAUAUAGUUCAAGCUCUAGUUCAUCAAUAGGUGGUCCACCAACAAAUUUUCAUCAACAACAGCAGCAUCAAUCACAACGUGUAUUAAAUUCACCGACUAAUACCGAUUCAUUGAAUCGUCCAUCACGCAUUCCAACUGUUGCUAAGAAAGCAUCACAAAAAAUAAAUCAAAAUCAAUCACCACAGCACAAAAAACCAAAACCAUCUCAAAUUCCAGCAAAAGGAUCAAUUUCUAAUGCAUUAAUUUCAUCGCAUCAUCAAAUUAGUAAUCAACAACAGCAACCAUCAUUUGGUAAUAAUGGAUAUAAUAGUAAUAGUGAAAGAAAUAAUUUAAUAGGUAGUAAUAGUUCAACAACAACCUCAGCGAAUUCAGUUAAUACAUUUGCCAAUAAUACUCAGCAGUUUCAUAGCUUUUCGCAACAACAACAACAGCAACAGCAGCAACAAAACGAACCGGCCUCCCAAAGGCCGGGGAAAGCUCGGUUUGAAGCGUACAUGAUGACUGGUGACUUAAUACUAAAUAUAUCAAGAACUUCGCAAAGCUCUAAUCUUAUUGGAACACACGCUAGAAAAGUGGAUAGCCUAAGGGACUCCCCAUCAAGGCAAAGGCCUCAACUUCAGCGGCAGCAGCAUCAGCAGCAGCAACCAAAUGGGGCGUUAGCGCCACGUGCAUCUGGCGAGACAACACCAAGUUCAUCCUCUCCUUCAUUAUCAGAAAGUUCAGAUUCUAUUAAAAAUUAUAUAAAAAAUAGGGAUAAAAAUAAAAAUAGUGAUAAUAGUAACAAUAGUACUAACUGCAGUAGUCAAGGUAGUAAUGGUUUAAGUGAUAAUAAGGAUGACGAUUUUACACAAGAACAAACGAACAAUGAAGAAGAUAUAUUAAACGAACAAGACGAAGACGAAGAAGGUUGCGAUUAUGAUGGCGAUAACGAAUAUUCGCAGCAACAACAAAGUAAUCAUGAACAACAACAUCAUCAUCACCAUCACCAUCAUAGACAGGAAAUAAGUUCAAAGAGACAAAACUCAUUGCAACAGCAUUUAAUAAAUAAUGAUGCCAACGAUGAUACAAGUGCCUGUGUUACAUUCUCUUCCUCGUCAAACAUAAAUCGUGAUUGCUUAGAUAGCUCUUCUGUAAAAAUUAAUUCACAAAACCAAAAACCAUCGGAAAAUUUUGGUGCUGAAAUAAGCGUAAAUAAUUCUGUAUUUGGUAGCGGCGGUAGCGGGGUUUUAACUGGCGAAACUGUAAACGUCGACUCGCGUCGCCAACAUAGAUCUUCAUCAUCUUCUUCUACAAUAAAAAGCGAUAUUGUUAGUACACCAGAAGAAACAAGUUUUUCUGUGCCAACUUCUCCUGUUUCUUUAUCAACUCCAUUGUUGGAUAAUAAAGAAUCAGCAAACUCUUUGCCCACUAGCCCAGAACAAAGUGCUCCAGCUGAAAUUGUAGUGCGUCGUCAACACAACGGAGUUAUUGUACGUAAAUGCGAUUCAGCUGGUUUCAGGACAAGUAAAUCGGAAGAUCAUCUGCAACAAGCUCAGCGUGAAGGUAUUGGUGCUGUUAUUCCAAUUGAUAUAGAUGAAGAUGUUAAUAGCUCUCUUAAUACAUUAUUAGAUACUCAUCAAGAUUCAGAAGGUUCACAGACUUCAAUUCGUGAUCGUAUUGUUUGGACAUAUAACGCUCCAGUACCACAUCCUGUUAAUCAAUCAUCGCCAAAUUCUCAUUCAAGUUCAAUUAGUACAUCUCCACAGCAUACCACUGACAGCCCACAAUCACCAACUUCUGUAUCUAGUUCAGUAAUGUCUUCGAAUUCCGGUUCAAAAGGUGGACAUGCAAUAGGAGUUGGUGGUUACGCCACUUCAACAAUCGGCGGAGCUAAUCAUAUUCCAAUAAAUAAUUCGAAUUCCGGCACAACUGGUGCUGGAUACCAUUUAAGCCGAAAUAGCAGUGGCAACAAUCAAGCUUUAACAACAGGUGGAAAUGGAACUGGAUUCCUUAGUUGCCCAACCAAUGGUGGUGAUCAAAGUGUGUCAGAGGCUGUAUCAAAUAUUUCAAGUCCAGAUUAUCAGGACGAUGAUAAUCUUUUAAGUUCCAAGGAUUUAAUGGGGUUAUCAUUAAGUGACCCAAGUGAUUCAGAUUCAACAAUAUUGGUAUCAGAUGCAAUGCAACGUAAACAGCAACAGGAGAAAAAUGCAAGCAACAAUAAGCAGGAACAACAUAAAUUAGUUAUUCAAGUUAAAGGACUAAACAAUAGUGAAGGAAGUGGAAGUAACAUUCGUAUGAAUUCUGAACUUAAAGACUCCGAGGAUGAAUUAGCAACUUUGACUGAAGAACCUCCAACAGUUAUACUUGGUGGCCAAGAUACGAAAGAAUCUUCUCCACCUGUUUCAGAUGAUGGUAGUGAUGUUGACUCGUUACAUUCAUAUCACUACUCGCCAAAAGCUGUCGAUAUGCCAUCGGCAAUUCGAUUAGCAAAACGACUGUAUUCCUUAGAUGGUUUUAAGAAAAGCGAUGUUUCAAGGCAUCUUGGUAAAAAUAACGAUUUUAGUAGAGCAGUUGCAGAUGAAUACCUUAAGUAUUUUAAUUUUGAUAAUAAAACCUUAGAUCAAGCUUUAAGAGAAUUUUUAAAACAAUUUUCGCUUUCUGGUGAGACUCAAGAGCGGGAAAGAGUUUUAGUACAUUUUUCAAAGAGAUAUUUAGACUGCAAUCCCGGAACUUUUAAUUCACAAGAUGCUGCUCAUACGUUAACAUGUGCAAUUAUGUUAUUAAAUACGGAUUUGCAUGGGCCAAAUAUCGGCAGGAAAAUGACUUGUACUGAUUUCAUUGCUAAUUUAGCAGAAUUAAAUGAUGGCGAAAAUUUCCCGAAAGAUGUUCUUAGAUAUUUAUAUCAUGCUAUCAAAAGUCAACCAUUAGAAUGGGCUCUCGAUGAAGAUUCUCCGGAGCAGCCAAAAUCGCGAAAUGAUGGUAACCUAAAUUCUACACAAGUUGGUAAUAAUCCAUUCCUUGAUGCUCCACCAUCAUCCGCUGCAAUCGAAUAUAAAAAAGGAUACGUAAUGAGAAAAUCCUGCUAUGAACCAAACUAUAAGAAAAAUUGUUGCGAUUUCUUUCUAGCACCAUUUGGGAAGCGAUCAUGGAAAAUGUUUUAUUGUACUCUACGUGAUUUAGUAUUAUAUUUGCAUAAAGAUGAGCAUGGAUUCAGAAAAAGUCAAAUGUCUGAUAAUUUACACAAUGCUAUCCGAAUACACCAUGCCUUAGCCACAAAGGCAAGUGAUUAUACGAAAAAACAGCACGUAUUCCGUUUACAAACAGCCGAUCAGUCUGAAUAUCUUUUCCAAACAAGUGAUUCAAAAGAGCUGCAAUCAUGGAUUGAUACGAUUAACUAUGUUUGCGCGGCAUUUUCUGCUCCACCAUUAGAGGGUGGUGUUGGUAGCCAAAAACGUUUUCAAAGGCCGUUGUUGCCCAGUACUCAUACAAAAUUAUUAAUUAAAGAACAACUAAGAUCUCAUGAAGAGCAAGUAACUCAAUUAGAAAAUACAUUGACCGAACAUAAGAAAGGACCCAUUCCAAAUAAAGGACUUCCACUACAAAACUAUAAAGAAAAAGAAAACUAUUUAAACUAUGAACUGAAAAGAUAUAAGACGUAUGUUAGUAUAUUGAAUGCAAAAAUGAUAGCUGAUCAACAAUUAGAAAUGCAACAACAAAAUUGUCUACUAGACGAACAAUUUAAUUUAGCUCAAAGAAAUUUAGGUACCGCAAUCGGUAACACAAGUAGUAUACCAGUUAAUAACAUAUUACAACAGCAAAUAUCUGAUGCACAACAGCAGCAACAACCACCAAGUGAUUCGAAUAAUAGUAGUGGAUUAGGAAACAGGUAUGGAUAUAGACCGAAUAUCUAUCGUACUUCUGAUUCACAACAAGACAUUGGCUGACGUGUAAUGGGGGUUUUCUCAGCUUGUGUGGUUUAAAUAGACUUAUAAUUUAUUGUGCUGUUUUGUACAUUGCUUCUAAAAAAAUUUUAUUUAUUUAUUUCGUUUAUUGUAUUCAUAUGUGUUAUUUUUAAUGAAAAAUUUUAAUAAAUAUUAUUUUUGUUUGUUUAAAUUGGUGGCAUAUACAUUAUAUAAAUAUCUUCAUUUGACAUUAUUUAACACUUUAUUAAUUUUUACACUUAUUAUUUUUAUCUUUUAUUUCUUCAUACUAAUUAAAUAUUAUUUAAUUUAUAAAAUUCUCAUAAAAUAUAUAUAUUUCACUGUAGCUUUGUGGUUGUAUUAGUUUUAUAAAAUAUGUAUAUUUUUAAUAUAUAAAUUUACUAUUGACAAAUAAGUAUUGUAUGAAAUAAACAAUAUUUUAAUUAGGUUUUAUUUAAAAUAUUAAUGAAUACAUGAAAUUUUGAAUUACAUAGUAGGAGAAAAAUUAAUAAAAAUAAGAUAUAAAAAUAUUGUAUGUAGGAAUAUAAACAGCUACAUAUUAACAUAAAAUACUUUUCGCACUCUAAUCGUCACACACCUUAAUAAAUUAAACAAAAUAGCAGCUAAAUAUAUAAAAAUAUAAUUCAUUUUUACUUUAUUUUUGCAAAACGCAUACUAAUAAACAUUAGGUAAAUUAUGAAAAAUAACAAAUCAAUUUGAAAUUUGACUCAUUUUUACAGUUUUUUUUGCAGCGCAUGAUUUUUAUGUAAUUAAAUCAUUCUUAAUAAAAAAUUAAAGAAAAAAUUAUGAGCGCUAUAAAUACAAAUUUCACGCAAUUUAUAAAAUUUAAUAUAAAUACUUUUUUCCCCUAUAUUUUUGUAUUAGAAUUUUUCAAUAUUUAAAAUUAUUUUCCUAUAUAAAAAUUAAAAUAUUUAUUAUCCUCGAAUUUUUGUGUUUCAAAUCUGAAAACUUUAUAUAAUCUGAAAUUUUCAUCCUCAUUUUUUUUUUAUAUCUUUUCACAG
Molecule: messenger RNA, 5571 nt
Organism: Condylostylus longicornis
Lineage: Eukaryota; Metazoa; Arthropoda; Insecta; Diptera; Dolichopodidae
Gene: Efa6
Product: PH and SEC7 domain-containing protein
Exons: 12
Coding region: 209-4573 (1454 amino acids)
Biological process (GO): regulation of ARF protein signal transduction
Molecular function (GO): protein binding; guanyl-nucleotide exchange factor activity; phospholipid binding
Source: RefSeq, a predicted model, not a curated record